AUGUUUGAAGUCAAUAGUCAAACCGAUUUUGUUGCCCAAAACCCAGAAUUUUUAGCCGUCGUUGACCAGAUCGGCAUCACGCUCAUUAAGGACGCCCAUCCGAGCGUAGAAACCGCGCUGAAAAUCAAAAACUCGGACGGUCAGAGCAUUGAGGAAAUGAUCACCAGUCUCAGAGCAACUUUAGGCGAAAAAAUUGCUCUGCGUCGUCUAGUUGAGAUUCAGAAGGAAAGCGGUCAAAGUUACGGAGUCUACUUGCACACCAACCGGAAAAUCGGGGCGGUCGUGGUGACUAAGGGUGGCAAUGACCAAGUGGCCCGCAACGUUUCCAUGCACGUGGCGUCGAUGAACCCAGCUUAUCUAGACGUUAACAGCGUGCCGAGCGGCGACCUUGAGCAACUCCGCCAAGAAAUUAAAGAUUCGCCGGUCUUAAAAAGUAAACCCGAUCAGAUCAAAGACCAAAUUGCUCAAGGCAUGCUGAGUAAAAAGUUGGCUGAGCUUACCUUAGUGGACCAGGAAUUUGUGAUGGAAAAAAUGCCCGUUAAAACUUACUUAAAAAACCACAACGCUGAAGCUAAAGCGAUGUACAGGAUGGAAGUUGGUCAAGGCAUGAUUCACAAAUCUUGCGACUUUGUUUCCGAACUUGUCGCUAUGAACGCAGUUGACUUAAUCGAAAAAAAACGGACUGGCCAAAAACUGACCAGUUCUGAAAUUGGGCAUUUAGUUAAAGGUUAUGUAGACGGCGAUCUGCCCGAUUACCAAAUGGCCGCCUUUUUAAUGGCGGUCAUGUUCCAAGGUCUAGACGUCUUGGAAACAAGCGCCUUGACCAUGGCGAUGGCACGCUCGGGCGAUGUACUGGACUUGUCUUCGGUCAGUGGUCCGGUCGUUGACAAACAUUCGACCGGCGGAGUGGGCGACAAAGUUAGUUUAAUCAUCGGACCCGUCAUGGCCAGCCUCGGAGUUAGUUUUGCUAAGAUGUCAGGUCGCGGUCUUGGCUACACCGGCGGUACGGCUGACAAACUGAUGUCAAUUCCGGGUUACAAAAUCAAUUUGUCCAACUCCGAAUUUAUUCGGCAAGUUAAGGAGAUCAAAAUUGCUCUAAUUGGCCCCAGCGACAAUAUCGUGCCGGCCGACAAGAAAAUUUACGCACUCCGCGAUGUGACCGCUACGGUCGAAUCGAUUGCGCUCAUGACUGCUUCGGUGAUGUCCAAGAAAAUUGCCACUGGUGCCGACGCCAUUUUGCUGGACGUUAAGUGCGGCGAUGGCAGUUUUAUGAAAGACGUACCGGCGGCUAAAAAGUUAGCCGAACUAAUGAUCAAGAUUGGUCAGGAGCUCGGUAAAAACGUGCGAGCUGAAAUUUCUAACAUGAGCAAACCGCUUGGAAAAGCGAUCGGAAAUCGGAUCGAAGUUUUAGAGGCGAUCCAAUAUUUAAGCGGUCAAGCGAUCCCAGAUUUAGACGAAUUAAUUCGCUCAUCAAGUCAGACGCUUUUACGCCAAGCACGUCCCUCACUCAGCGCCGAACAAGCUCGUCAGCAAGUUGACCAGGUGAUUACAAGCGGACGGGCGCUCAACAAGUUCAAAGAGUGAAUGGCGCGUCAAGGCGCGGAUCUUGAGCUACUUAACUCGGACAACUUUUGACGACCUAAGUACAGUCAGCCGGUUUUAGCGACGAGCGCGGGCGUGCUCAACAUUGUUAGUGCCGUUAAGUUCGGCACCGCGGCCAUGAAAUUAGGAGCCGGCCGGGAAA
Molecule: messenger RNA, 1744 nt
Organism: Centruroides sculpturatus (bark scorpion)
Lineage: Eukaryota; Metazoa; Arthropoda; Arachnida; Scorpiones; Buthidae
Product: pyrimidine-nucleoside phosphorylase-like
Exons: 2
Coding region: 1-1584 (527 amino acids)
Biological process (GO): pyrimidine nucleobase metabolic process; pyrimidine nucleoside metabolic process; translational elongation
Cellular component (GO): cytosol
Molecular function (GO): pyrimidine-nucleoside phosphorylase activity; thymidine phosphorylase activity; 1,4-alpha-oligoglucan phosphorylase activity
Source: RefSeq, a predicted model, not a curated record